Daucus carota subsp. sativus is the source of this 651-nucleotide messenger RNA. RefSeq names its product receptor-like protein EIX2. The coding region runs from base 1 to 651 and encodes 216 amino acids. The record is from RefSeq and is a predicted model, not a curated record. NCBI's taxonomy places the organism in Eukaryota, Viridiplantae, Streptophyta, Magnoliopsida, Apiales, Apiaceae. Gene Ontology annotation, molecular function: protein binding. The transcript has a single exon.
AUGUGUCAUCCAUCAAUUCAAGUUCUAAACCUGGCAAAAAAUGACAUAACAGGAAACAUUCCUCUUUGCUUCGGCAAUUUUACUGCCAUAAUUACAAGUUAUAACAGCAGAAAAGAAGAUGGUCCCCCAUACUCGAGACUGAGUGAUGAAGAUAUAAUUAUUGAUGUUCCAAAAGGAUAUGAACUAACAUAUUCCUCUACACUCGAUUUUCUUUAUUUCAAUGAUUUAUCAAAUUACAACAUCAGUGGAGAGAUUCCAAAGGAGUUGAUGAACCUCCAUGGUUUGUUGAGUUUAAACAUAGCCGGUAACCGUCUAUCCGGAAGGAUCCCUGACACGAUUGGGAAAUUGGAUAAACUGGAAUUUCUUGAUCUGUCCAGAAAUGAACUUGCUGGUCAUAUUCCACAGAGUCUGUCAAAUCUGAGCUUUUUAAGCCGUUUAAACCUCUCCUUUAAUGAUUUUUCGGGGAGAAUACCAACCGGAAACCAACUCCGAACCCUAGACGAUCCCUCCAUUUAUGUUGGAAACAAUCAGCUCUGUGGUCCACCCAUCCUGAAGCCCUGUCCUAGUCACACAGAUUCACAUGAUUGUCAGAACAACAAUGAAGCUGAAUUUUAUUCGGAUGACGAGCACCUGUGGUUUUACGCAGGAUAG